AACCCAUCACCAGAAGAACGAUAUACCGGUCGAAGACAGUCACCAUCUGCUCUACCUCGACAAUCAGAAUGUGGAAUCGCACAUGUGGGGCUACCGGCUCCGCGCUUAAGCUCGCGAUGACGUCGUGUGUAGAUAAUCCUCGUUUUCGGCGCGGAUGAGCUAUGCCCAGAGUCUGAUAUCUCUGCUUUUAAAGAUUGCAAUAUUGAUGCAGAGUUUUAAGAUCUGUUAUCCAUCCUUACGAGAUCCUUCCGACGCGUAUCAAAAUGGACUAUGAACCCCUUGUGCCCCCUAUCCCCGCCCCAGACCUUAAGAUACCAAAAUCAGAGGCCACAGUCGAGAUAUGCGCCAUUGACUCCGGCGCCCGCUUCUCCCUCCCCAUCGACCCGUUUCUGACGCCAAACAUCGCCGACAAAACCCGCCUCUCCGGCCCUGCAUUCUCCUUUCUCAUCACGCACCCCAGCGGUCGGCGCAGCGUCUUCGACCUCGGCAUCCUCAGCACACUGACACAGUACCCGCCCGGCAUCCAAACCAGCAUCGCGAACAACGGCUGGGAAGUCACGCCAGGCCGCGACAUAGCACGUAUACUCACUGAAGACAGAGGCAUCGACCUGGACAGCGUGCACGAGGUCAUCUGGUCGCACGCACACUGGGACCACGUCGGGGCGCCAUGGCAAUUUCCCGCGCGCACAGCGCUAGUCGUGGGACCGGGGUUCCGCGAGGCCUUUCUGCCGGGAUAUCCGGCGGAUGAGAGCAGUCGGGUGCUGGCUCGUAGCUGGGAGGGGCGCGAGCUGCGGGAGGUGGAUUUUCGCUCGGGGGCGCAGCUGCGCGUGGGUCGUUUUGAGGCGGUGGAUUGGUAUGGCGAUGGGAGCUUUUAUCUGCUGCAUGCGCCGGGGCAUGCGGUGGGGCAUAUGUGUGGAUUAGCGAGGACGACGCCGGGGACGUUUGUGUUUCUGGGCGGCGAUGUGUGUCAUCAUGGUGGGGAGAUGAGGCCGACGGAGUAUGUGCCGUUGCCUAGGGAGGUGACGCCGGGGAUGGUGCCUCGCCUACGGAGUGUGUGUCCGGGGAGCGAGUAUGUGGAUGGGCAUCCGGAGAAGAGUGGUGUCAAGCCAUUUUAUCGGAUGACGGAGAGUUUUCCGAGUGAUAUUGGGGUUGCGGAGUGGAGCUUGGAGGGUACGGAGGAGUUUGAUGCGUGUAGAGACAUAUUCGUGUGUUUGGCGCAUGAUGAGAGUUUGCUGGAGGUGUUGGAGUAUUUGCCGAAGACGAUGAAUGGGUGGAGGGGAAGGGGAUGGGGUGAGAAGGUGAGGUGGAGGUUCUUAGGAGAUUUUGAGAUUGGGGAGAAGGAUAGAUAGGAUUGGAACAGGGAAGGGGGUCUUUUGGCGUAGAGGCGUCCAUAGACAAGAU
Pseudovirgaria hyperparasitica is the source of this 1401-nucleotide messenger RNA. RefSeq lists its product as uncharacterized. Lineage: Eukaryota; Fungi; Ascomycota; Dothideomycetes; Acrospermales; Acrospermaceae. The transcript has 2 exons. Bases 264 to 1349 code for a protein of 361 amino acids. The record is from RefSeq and is a predicted model, not a curated record.